GUUUCGUUGAGAUUCAGAAUUUCAAAAUUCUUUGGGUUCUCGUCUCCGCUUAAAAUCCUUCUUCCUCGUUACCGAACCACACAGUCUCUUCUUCUUCUUCUUCUUCUCUCUAUCCGCUCGCUCAUCUAGGUUUUGAAGCAAACGUGAUUACAAUGUUUAGUUUGAAGAAGCCUCUGGAAAGACUCUCCAAGCACAAGCCUUCUUCUGCUUCUGCCUCAAAGUCUAAUCCUUUCGAUUCAGAUGAUGAGUUUGAUGAUAACAAACACACCUUAAAGCCAUCCAACAAGAUCUCCCCUCAACCUUGUGUACCUACUAAGAAGAAUCACAGCUUCAACCCUUUCGAUGAUGAUGAGGAUAAUGAGGUUGAGAAGAGAUUGAAACCUUCUUUCAAGAAUCAUCUCCGUGACUCAGGAGGUGUGGAGAACCAGAGUGUUCAAGAGCUUGAGAGCUAUGCUGUGUUCAAGUCUGAGGAGACUACUAAAACAGUGCAAGGGUGUUUGAAAGUAGCGGAAGGGAUAAGGUGUGAUGCUACAAGGACUUUGGUUAUGUUGAAUGAGCAAGGAGAGAAGAUCACUAGGACGCAUCAGAAGGCUGUUGACAUCGAUCAUGAUCUCACUCGGGGUGAGAAACUUCUUGGUAGCCUCGGAGGCAUUUUUUCAAGGAGUUGGAAGCCAAAGAAAACUCGGUCCAUAACUGGUCCUGUCAUAACUAGAGGUGAAUCCCCUAAGAGAAGUGUUAACAACUUGGAGACUAGAGAAAAGCUGGGACUGAACCAUCUACCUAAACCGCAUUCAAGAACCCUUCAACCUCUCCCUGAAUCCGCUGAUGCUUAUCAGAGAAUAGAGAUGGAGAAAGCAAAGCAGGACGAUGGACUUGAAGACUUGAGUGAUCUACUCGGUGAACUGAAGAACAUGGCUGUUGAUAUGGGAACUGAAAUCGAAAGACAAAACAGUGGCCUUGAUCACCUACAAGACGAUGUAGACGAGCUUAACUUCAGAGUGAAACAAUCUAACCAAAGAGCUCGCCGUCUACUCCGCAAGUAAAACCAGCCAACAGGAACCUUGUCAGCUUCUCUAUUCUCUUAAUGAAUGUGUUGAUUUUAGUCAUGAAUCUAAUUCUGAUCUUAAUAAAGUUUGAGACAUUUGAUUCCAAAAAACUUCAUGAAGUUUAUUUAGAUAUGAACUUAGUGAAUUUCAGUUGUUGAAUUGUCUAAAGAAUCAAAAAGUUGCUUUGCUG
Molecule: messenger RNA, 1236 nt
Organism: Eruca vesicaria subsp. sativa (arugula)
Lineage: Eukaryota; Viridiplantae; Streptophyta; Magnoliopsida; Brassicales; Brassicaceae
Source: the annotation of a GenBank genome assembly